Cuscuta campestris is the source of this 2361-nucleotide messenger RNA. The record is from the annotation of a GenBank genome assembly. NCBI's taxonomy places the organism in Eukaryota, Viridiplantae, Streptophyta, Magnoliopsida, Solanales, Convolvulaceae.
GUUAAUGGCGCGAUCCUCUUUUUCCGGCUUCAUCUCCGUUCUUCAGCGAAAUCUCCUCUCCUGGACUGGCUCUGCCAGCUGUCUUGGGCUGAGGUAGACCGAGCCUCACAUUAUGGGCCGGCCCAUGUUCAAGUAUUUUCUAUGCGCCUGACCUGGAGUCUUCUAAAUGAUUCCUUUGGGCCGCCCGCUGGAUAUCGGCCCUUCAAAAGCCCCCCAACUCCUCAUUCCUCAACUGGGCCACGUUGAGGGAUGGGGAGUUUAUGAGGUCCACGUGGGCGUUCCGGCAUAGAUUCGGGCCGUUCCUUGGGUUUCGCGUGAGGUUUGGCACGAUCUCCACUAAAAGGUAAUCAUGGCAUGCUGCUUCGCCUUACUACUGCCUGUUAAAACCGCCGCUGGACGUCAAUCUUCCCCAUUUGCCUUCUCAACUGCUUCUUCGUUUGCACUUCCGCCGUUACCCGACCCGUUUUCCUUCUGCUCUAGGUCAGUUCCCUUUUUCACCACCAUGAUUUUCUCUGAUUCUGAUUCGGCUUCCCCGUCGUCCAAUUCUCGCCAAGCUGAUCAAUCGGCCUCUGGCCGUGACCCAGAUCAGACCCAAUCGUCUCAGCCCUCCCUCGACCCGAGCACGGGGGGCCCGAGGGUUAAGAUGGAUGAGAAUAUCAUGGCGUUGUGCCAUUGCCAAAUCACUGACCGGGGGUUCGCCAACGCCACUGACAUGGUCGGACCCUCUAUCGAGUUGGUCCCCAAUUCUCACCGGUACAUCGCCGGGUACCUGGUCAGAUGCAAGGCAGUAGGGGUGAAGCCUACCCUUGACCAUUUCCUGUUUACCUUUAAGCUGACCAAGGGUCAUGGGGAUUGGGCGUCCUAUGCCAGUCUUUCCCAAAGGUCCAGCAAACUAUUUACCAGCGACAAGAAGGGGUCGACCAAAGACUGGAAGCCCUUCUUUGUCUUUGUCCCGACGGGGCCCGAAUCUCCUUUCAUGGGUUCAGGGCUCCCAUCCUUCCGUCGCGUCCCAAGUCCCCCCUUUGAUGCCACCCUUCUGUCCAUCACCCGGCAACUCUGCGGCCAAGGGGCCUUCGAGAUUAAGAAGGCUACGCUGGGGAUGAUUGAGGUCGUUAGCCGGAGGCAGGACCGCCAAGCUGCUAUGGAUGAGGCGAGAAAGGCGGCGGAAGAUAAACAGAGAGAGCUGCAGGAGGAGGUCGCCCACUUCGCAAGAGAGUUGGAGGAGGAAAAGGGUCGCUCUACCGCCCUUGAGACGGAGAAAGCCUCCUUGUCUGCCCGCGUAGCUGAGCUGGAGGGGGAGAAGACCAAUCUGAUUCAGCAGCUGGAGGCGGAGAAGAGUGACCGGGUCCAUCAUGUGGAGGAAGCGAUCGAGUCCUUCAAGUCUUCUCCUGACUUUGAUGCGGUCUCUGUGGAGCGGAUGGACAAGCUGGUAGCCGAAUGGCUCAAAACCGGUCCUAGUGUCCAGUGGAUGUUCAAGGAAGGAAAGAAGUCCUUCAACUGCGGACUCUUUCGCGCUCAGCAGGUUUUCCGCAACAAGCUAGCCCGGCUCCCCAAAGGAUUCUCCUUCCCCGACCUUGGUUUUCCUCCCCCUUGCCGCGCCUUGGCUGAGUUCGACCCCAGUCCUUAUUUGGACGAGGGGAGCUCAAGUGCCUCUGACGAGGAAGAAGAAGAAGUUGCGCUAAAUGACCAAGGUGGGCAGGGCGACCAGGACCCGGGGGCCAACCUAACGACAGCCUGCCUCUUCCCCAAAUCUGUUAACUCCAACGACUGGGGGGGGGGGCUAGACCCCUACGAAUUCUGCCUCCGGUUGCCUCGCCGGCAAUGGCCCUCGGUUAAACCGCUGCCUAUUCCGCCAAAUCCUUAUGACGACUUUAGCGCGGCGUACAAGGCACUUUCAGCCAACCGUCUGCCCAACGGACAGAUUGACUGGGAUGCCCCAUGCCCCACCCACUUAUUGCAUUGUAUGGCUUGGGAGAGCGUGCAGAACGAGCACUUGCCCCUCUUGGAGCAUGAAGGAGCGUACCUCACGAGUCUGGAGCAGUGGACUAGCGAGAGUCGCACCAACUCGCCAGUGCGGCUUAAAGAAGAGGUUGUGGUGGGGGAAGAACUGGAUUCUUCCCUACCACGCCCCACUGGUCGCUCGCCCCCCCAGAAGGCUCCUAGUCGAUCUGGAGCAACUCGAGCGGCUUCAGGGUCUCCAUCCUCAUCUAAGUGAUGCCGAUUGGGGCUCAAAGAAAAGAGAGUCGCCCCCCUCCUUCUCUUGCAGGAGAAGGACGGUGGCUUUUGCUACAGCUAGGGGGCGACCAUCUCUGUUCCAUGUCGGAGAAGAGAGGUGGUCGCUUGUAAGGGUUGGUGAUCGGG